Messenger RNA from Peronospora belbahrii, 882 nucleotides. Lineage: Eukaryota; Oomycota; Peronosporomycetes; Peronosporales; Peronosporaceae. The record is from the annotation of a GenBank genome assembly.
AUGGUGUUCUUACUCCGUCCAUUCCUCCGUCGAUUCGCAACUGUUCCCGCUACCUUUUGCGAUGUCCAAUUGCCCGUAGGCAUUGAUGGCUCUUCUCUCUUAUCAGUAAAACCUUUGUAUAGAACCUCAGAACAGCAGCAACAACAACAAUUGCUCUGUAUACCGUCCACUUUUGGCUCUGUAGCUCAAGAUUUUCGUCUACAGUUUGCCAAUGAGCAACUCACGCGUCAGUUUGCACUUUAUGGUGUCGAAACACGUUUAUUAGAUAGUGAGUUUGGUACUAGACGUAUUGAACGCGAUGCUGACGAAGUAUUGCGUGCUGCUGAUGCGUUGAAACUUGAAACGUUUUCGUUGUUGGGCUGUAGCCAUGGGGCUAAUGUGAGUGCCGUAGUGGCAGCGAAAUACCCCGAGAGAGUGAUGCGAUUAGUACUGGUUAAUGGCAAUGCGUUUAUUAGUCAUGAGGACUUGGAAGAUAUGAUUGAGUAUGAAGAUGUACACUCGUGGCCACAAGAAAUGCGUGAGACAGCUGAAGCCAAGUAUGGUGCUGAUAAACUGCAGAAGAAAUGGACCCAGAUGGUAGAGGCGAUGCGUCAGGUCGAGCGUGAAGAUGGUGGUGACUUGUACUGCGGUCAUCUGCCCCAUAUCAAGUGCAAGACGCUCGUGGUAUCCGGUGGACAGGAUAAGUUUGUGCCAUCAUUCCACAGCGAGUACUUGAGCGAGCGCAUCAUGCACUCUCGACUGAGUGUAAUACCUGAAGGUGGCAAUGAUCUUGUGCUGUCUGAAGCUGAACGGUUUAACUCAAUGCUUGAGGCCUUCUUGCAGGAGCCUGACGACAAAUUGACGCAGAGCCGGGAGUUUGUGGCUGUGCCAUUGAAGGUGUAA